UAAUUGCUUUUGGAAACGUUGCGUUUACAUUUCAGGCAAAUCUAAAAUGUUUUUUUUCCAAAAGUCAAAUAAACCAACUUGUGUUUUUCGGUAUCCAGGAGACAAAAACAAAGGAUAUGACUUUUGUUAUUCCGCUGGUACAUUGGGGGAAAUGUGAUAUUGCAUUUCUACAAAGGAAAAUAUCUACGUCUUUGACUGAAUUGGGUUAUUUGAAAUGAAAUCCAAUGCGAGCUUGGGUUUAGGCCGACGUCGCCUUGCGUUAUAUACAGGUUGUUGGAUAUACACCAGUAUUGUCAUUUACACCCGUGUCAGUGUCAGUAGUGGAGGAUAGCAGCCGGUGCUGAAACUGUACACGACCCAAGACGUCAGCAGCUGAGCUCCGGACAUUGUAUUCGGACAACUAAUUGUCUCAAGUAGACUAUACUUCUGCGGCUUCAACAACUGACUGCACUGAACGUUGUUUCCUGAAUAUCUAUGGAUUACAACAUUCGAAUACACCUCGUAUCAAAGCUUGUACGUCUUCGGAUACUAAAAAUUAGUGCAGAAUAGUCAUUUGUUUCUCUGAACACGUCGUGUGAAUGCCCUAAAUGCCUAGAAUUGAGAAAACACAUAAAACUUCCAAUGUGAUGAAUCUGCACAAGGGGAAAAUUACCAGACUAAGAUGGGUAAUAAGCAAACGAUAUUUACUGAUGAACAGCUAGACGCUUACCAGGACUGUACCUUCUUCACACGGAAAGAGAUCCUUCGUUUACAUGGGCGCUAUCAUGAGCUGGCCCCACAUCUGGUACCAAUGGACUACACCAACGAACCAGAUGUCACUGUACCCUUGGCUUUGAUCGUCAGUAUGCCGGAGUUAAAUGAGAACCCAUUCAAGAACAGGAUUGUGGAGUCAUUCUCUGAGGAUGGAGCUGGGAACUUAAGCUUCAAUGACUUCGUGGACAUGUUUUCUGUCCUCAGUGAGAUGGCUCCCAGAGAACUCAAGGCCAUAUAUGCCUUCAAAAUAUAUGAUUUCAAUGUGGAUAACUUCCUAUGUAAGGAGGACCUGGAGAAGACGUUGAACAAGCUGACGAGGGAGGAACUAAGCCCUGAAGAGGUCACUCUGGUCUGUGAGAAGGCCAUUGAGGAGGCUGACCUGGAUGGAGAUAACAAACUGUCCUUUGCUGACUUUGAAAACAUGAUCACCAGAGCUCCUGACUUUUUAAGUACCUUCCACAUUCGGAUCUGAAAGGGCUGCAAAGAACAUUCCAGAAUUUGGUGUCACAGCAGAGCUACUGACCUGACACCACCAUUACAUACCCUGACCACAUCCUUACCACACCCUGACAGUACUGACUAAAGCUUUACCACAUCCUGACCCUACCUCGAAAAUACUGACCACAGUCUGACCACAUCUUUUCCCCAUCUCGGUUUUGGUCCAUUACCCUGACUUUUCAUCUUCUGUUCUGGUUUUGGUCCAUUACCCUGACUUUUCACCUUCUGUUCUGUUUUUUCCACUGUUGGUUUUAAACAGUUUUGUGUGUUUUGUUUUCUGUCAAGUUAAAUCUUUGUAGAAUUGUUACUCCAACCAGUGAGGGGACAAAGAUUAGUUUUUUCCUAAUGUUUUCCAAAGUGAAAGAGAAACAGAAUAUUUGGGAGUAAUAGCAGAUCCAACACUAUCAAACCCUUCCCCUGGCCUGGAUCCACAAUGGAACCCUCCAGAAACCUUAGAGAGAAGCAACACAAUGAGGAAUUGACAGAAAGACGCACAGACAGAGUGAAAGACAGACUGGCAUGCAGAAAGACAUAGAAUGACAUACAGGAAACAUCGAAACAGACAGACAGAGAGAGAGAGACAUGCAGGCAGACAGUUUUAUACCAGCUAUGCAGUAUUUCCUAUAUGUAAGAACUGUAUUACUGUAUUUCUGUUUUAUUGUACUGCUUUCCUUCAACUACUGAGGUCACUUCUAAGCUGUUUCCCAAAUGAUUCCUUAUACCAUAGAUGUUACACUGCUUCUGACUUCUAAUUGAUUAAUUGCCUUGGUGAUUUUUAUGUCCUGUUAUCGCAAUAGGAGGUGGAGCAUGAAGACAAUCAUACUGUAGCUCAGAGUUUUCCAGCUGAAGGGCUCCUUUCAUCUCUACUGCCUCUGUGUCUUUCUAACGAAACCAUCCUCAUCUUUAUACAGUCUUAGUCUGAUGAAUACAAAGUUUCCUAUAUUUAAAUAUUCAACAUGUUAACAACUGUCUCUUCAAUCUUUGUUUAGUAUUUAAUGUACAUUCUGGGAAUUUGACUUGACUUUGAAUAAACACAU
This is a messenger RNA of Esox lucius (northern pike), 2288 nucleotides long. It is a transcript of the gene cib2, whose product is annotated as calcium and integrin binding family member 2. Gene Ontology annotation, molecular function: calcium ion binding. The record is from RefSeq and is a predicted model, not a curated record. Bases 662 to 1225 code for a protein of 187 amino acids. The transcript has 6 exons. NCBI's taxonomy places the organism in Eukaryota, Metazoa, Chordata, Actinopteri, Esociformes, Esocidae.